Messenger RNA from Annulohypoxylon maeteangense, 1114 nucleotides. RefSeq lists its product as uncharacterized. Bases 210 to 842 code for a protein of 210 amino acids. The transcript has a single exon. The record is from RefSeq and is a predicted model, not a curated record. NCBI's taxonomy places the organism in Eukaryota, Fungi, Ascomycota, Sordariomycetes, Xylariales, Hypoxylaceae.
GUUGGAUGCCAGGCUAUGGCUGUCGCUGGGAACGCGGGGGGAAGAUCAAGACUUAAAAGAUGUCAUCUUCCCACUUCGUUCACACCAUACACAUCUGAUUUCUUUUUCUAGCCUUGUCAUGGAGUUGCGGUAGAUAUUUGGGGCCACCUUCUACCGUCACCGCUUCGUUCGACUUCGGAAUAUCACCUGCAGUGUAUGACGAAACUAACAUGUCGCCGGCUUUAUAUCCCCGUACGGCAAAUGAUGCGUUCGAUGCACAACUAGAUUCUCCACCAGAAUCAAGGGAGGCUGCCACUACCGGAACCACAAUGGAACCGUGGUUAAUAAUCGUCAUCGUCGUUGGAGCUCUCAUCUUAACAUCGCUAUUUGUCUUCCUGUUAAUCCACUUCACGAGAAAACGACGACGCACCGUACAUCAUGUCUAUCAAGACCCAUUCGGUCGGAAAGAUCGCCAUAGACGGAAUAUGAGCGAGACAGAUCGCCAGGCGGCGGAGGAAAUAGAACGGGCUGCGAUGAUACGAAAGUCACUAGCCAGUCGGACAUCUUCGUGGGGUGGGAACAGCUUAAGAUAUUCGGGGAUAUCGGAUUAUCAGAUGGACGAGUUUGGCCGGCAAUCGCAAGAGGAACAUCAACCCAUGGCGCCGAUGAUGCCGCCGAGGGAGAACUGGAAGGAAUUGGAAGCAGGGACUCAAGGAUCGGGAGUAACACCUGGGGUACAUAAUACAGAGAUGGGAAUCCAUCCGGCGCUUCUACCACAACCUCAGUUGGCGUUUCCACAGCCGUCAAGAGGACCGUCGCCGAAUCGAGGGCCGCAACCACCACGAUUAAUCAUUCCUUCAUAACUGGAAUACGAGUUCUUAUUUCGAAUUUCGAAUAGUCACACUACUUCUCAUUAUUUUCGAAUUAUCCGGGUAUAGAUAACACUGCAAGGACUAGGGAUUUCAUUUAAUUGAUACCACAGGGAGCAUCGCAUCGGCGUUGGAGGAUUGCAACAAGGCUACCGUACAAUUAGUUAUAGGAUCUAUGAUAAUGAUUAAAGCUUUAAGUGAUAUCUGUACUGUACUCUGUUGAGGUGGGAAUUUGAAUGAUUUUGCUGCUUUUCGGCGCACAGACC